AUGGUUUUAGCGGCGAAGCAGACUCUCUCUACUAAGAUCGGCUUCUCCGCUCCACUUCCCCGACGGAACCCGUCUUCCUCACUCCAACGACUUCCUCUCUCCCUCUCCUUUCCCUCGGCGGCGCUUCCAAAACGCACCGUUUUAACCCUCUCUAAGCCUUUGCACCUCUCUGUUCUGAGAGCAAAGCCCCCGGUGAGAUGCUCCGCCUACGAAGCCGACAAGUCAGAGCCUCCUCAGCCGAUCGACGACACGAAGUCCGAGGCGGCGAAGAAAGCGAAGAUCGGAGUCUACUUCGCUACUUGGUGGGCUUUGAACGUUGUCUUCAACAUCUACAACAAGAAGGUCUUGAACGCUUACCCUUAUCCAUGGCUCACCUCCACGCUCUCUCUCGCCGCCGGUUCGUUGAUGAUGCUCAUCUCUUGGGCCGUUGGCAUCGUCGAGACUCCCAAAACGGAUUUCGAUUUCUGGAAAACACUUUUUCCGGUUGCGGUGGCACACACAAUUGGUCAUGUGGCUGCAACGGUGAGCAUGUCAAAGGUUGCUGUUUCCUUCACACACAUCAUCAAGAGUGGUGAGCCAGCGUUUAGCGUUCUUGUCUCCAGGUUCCUUUUAGGCGAAACGUUCCCUACUUCGGUUUACCUCUCCCUCAUUCCCAUCAUCGGUGGUUGUGCUCUCUCUGCCCUUACUGAGCUUAACUUCAACAUGAUUGGUUUCAUGGGAGCGAUGAUUUCGAAUUUGGCAUUCGUGUUCCGUAACAUAUUCUCAAAGAAGGGAAUGAAGGGAAAGUCUGUGAGCGGGAUGAACUACUACGCUUGCCUCUCAAUGUUAUCACUCUUGAUCCUCACCCCCUUUGCAUUUGCGGUUGAAGGACCUCAGAUGUGGAUCGAUGGCUGGCAAAAAGCUCUCUCCGACAUCGGACCUCAGUUUGUCUGGUGGGUGGCUGCGCAGAGUGUGUUUUAUCAUCUCUACAACCAAGUGUCUUACAUGUCUUUAGACCAAAUCUCUCCCUUGACGUUUAGUGUGGGUAACACCAUGAAGCGUAUCUCAGUAAUAGUCUCCUCCAUUAUUAUCUUCCGCACUCCAGUGCAGCCCGUUAACGCUCUUGGAGCUGCCAUUGCUAUCCUCGGAACCUUCUUGUAUUCCCAGGCAAAACUUUGAUCGGGCAAUGCAUGGAGUGUUCCGGUCCGAUGCUGAACUCGUGAUUUCGGUUUAAACCAGGGGAGGGAGAUGUAGAUAUUUGUCCUCAAUAAUGAUGAGACUGGAGACGACAAUGUUAGUGUGUUAGGCAGUUUCUUAAAUUGAGCUUUUUGGGUUUAAUUGUUUGAAUUUAGGGGAAACGAGAAAGAUUGCCUCUUUGUAACUAAAGUGGGACAUCAAUUACCCCUUGAGAGAGUAAGACUAUUUCAAAAUAUAUUAAGAGAACUAUUUCAAAAAAUAUAUAUAUAGAACAAUAUUUUUAUUCGACCUCA
Molecule: messenger RNA, 1469 nt
Organism: Brassica rapa (field mustard)
Lineage: Eukaryota; Viridiplantae; Streptophyta; Magnoliopsida; Brassicales; Brassicaceae
Product: glucose-6-phosphate/phosphate translocator 1, chloroplastic
Biological process (GO): transmembrane transport
Cellular component (GO): membrane
Molecular function (GO): transmembrane transporter activity
Source: RefSeq, a predicted model, not a curated record